Molecule: messenger RNA, 4071 nt
Organism: Cucurbita pepo subsp. pepo (vegetable marrow)
Lineage: Eukaryota; Viridiplantae; Streptophyta; Magnoliopsida; Cucurbitales; Cucurbitaceae
Product: type I inositol polyphosphate 5-phosphatase 12
Biological process (GO): phosphatidylinositol dephosphorylation
Molecular function (GO): phosphatidylinositol-4,5-bisphosphate 5-phosphatase activity; protein binding
Source: RefSeq, a predicted model, not a curated record
CCGGUAGGUGGGAGAACGCAAUGGUGUCCAGAGGAGUCUGUAAUGCUUCACCUUGCUUCCCGCUGUUCCUGUUACAUUUGCAGAAUCCUUCAAUUCUCUUCCAUUAUCCAUGUUUCUGUUUCAACAAUUCUUCUCUCUCUCUUCCUUCUCUUUCGGAUCAUCCCUUUGGACUCUGUCCCGUUUUCCCGUUUUCCCAAUUCCCAAUUCCCAUUCUCAAUCAACACUCUUUCCUUCUUCCGCAUUCAUUCAACAAUCUUCGCAUUUUUCCUCCAUACCCAUUUCGAGAUUUCUUCUGUAAUCGACCUUUGCUUUCUUUUUUGUUAUGGACGAUCGGAUUGAAGACGAUGAACGGGAGGCGUUGGCGGGGUUGAGUUCCGUCCCUCCUCCUCGGAAAUCUCAUUCUUACAGCCAGCAGCUUCGAGCUGCCUCCGAUCAGAAGCGUCAGCAAAUGCGCAAGCACAGUCUGGAUGAGGAUCAGAUUCCCAAGAUUAUGGAUUCCUGUCAUGCUUCUACUGAUGAUGAUUUUCUUCCCUAUUCGACCACGUCGGCCGUUAAAGGUGAGGAAAAUCCCUCGCAGAGACUGGACCAGAACCUCUGUAUGGACGGCGGCGGAGGCCAGGAGGAUCCGCGGCAAUCGCAGGCAUUGGCGGAGUUUGUUGGCAGUGGUGGCUCCACGGGGGUUUUCAAGGUUCCGAUUCGCGCCUCAGUUCAUCCAGGCCGGCCAACGUGCCUGGAGCUGAGGCCGCAUCCAUUGAGGGAGACACAGGUAGGGAAAUUCUUGAGGAACAUUGCGUGUACAGAGACGCAGCUAUGGGCAGGGCAGGAAUGUGGGGUCCGGUUCUGGAAUUUCGAAAAUGCUUAUGAAGGUGGUAGUGGACUGGGCGGGAGGGUGAGAAGGGGCGAUGAGGAUGCUGCCCCGUUUCAUGAAUCCACCAACACCUCGCCCACCACGUGUUUGAUUGUUGACAAUGGGAACAGAUUGGUGUGGAGUGGGCAUAAGGAUGGAAAGAUCAGAUCAUGGAAGAUGGAUCAGUCUCUCGAUGAAAUGCCUUUCAAGGAGGGGCUUUCAUGGCAAGCCCAUCGUGGCUCUGUUCUUUCCAUGACCUUAACUACUUAUGGUGAUCUGUGGACAGGUGCUGAGGGUGGUAUUAUUAAGGUCUGGCCAUGGGAGGCAAUUGAAAAGUCUCUUUGCCUUUCGUCGGGGGAAAGGCAUAUGGCUGCUUUACUUGUAGAGAGGUCAUAUAUUGACCUGAGGAGUCAAGUGACAGUUAAUGGUGUCUGCAGUAUAUCUUCUCAAGACGUAAAGUGCGUGUUAGCUGAUAAUGUUAGAGCCAAAGUUUGGUGUGCUGGGGCCCUAUCAUUCUCUCUAUGGGAUGCUCAAACAAGGGAGCUUGUAAAAGUUUUUAAUGUAGAUGGUCAGACUGAGACUCGAGUUGAUAUGCUAACAUCUCCUCAAGAUCAAACAAUGGAAGAUGAGAUGAAAGUAAAAUUUGUUUCCAUGGCCAAAAAAGAAAAACCACAGGGCUUUCUCCAGAGGUCACGCAAUGCCAUAAUGGGAGCUGCAGAUGCAGUUCGUCGAGUUGCAAAAGGAGCAGGGGCAUUUACAGAAGAUAUCAAGAGAGUAGAGGCAAUAAUGCUGGCCAAGGAUGGCAUGAUUUGGAGUGGAUGUACAAAUGGUAUGUUAGUGCAAUGGGAUGGAAAUGGAAACCGGUUGCAAGAUUUUAACCACCACCCUUAUGCUGUUCAGUGCUUCUGUGCUUUUGGGACACGGAUAUAUGUGGGCUAUGUGAGUGGAGUUAUCCAAAUAGUGGAUCUUGAGGGGAACCUAGUUGCAGGAUGGGUUGCUCAUAGUAGCCCUGUGCUAAAAAUGGCUGUGGGUGCAGGCUAUGUUUAUAGCUUGGCUAGCCAUGGUGGAAUUCGCGGCUGGAACUUGACUUCUCCAGGACCCAUUGAUAACAUAGUACGGACAGAACUGGCUGCCAGAGAGGCGAUAUACACAAGAAAACAAAAUGUCAGAAUGCUGGUUGGCACAUGGAAUGUUGGACAAGGGAGAGCCUCUCAUGAAGCACUGAUGGCAUGGUUGGGUUCUACUGUCUCCGAUGUUGGCAUUGUCGUUGUUGGAUUACAGGAAGUAGAGAUGGGUGCUGGUUUCCUUGCCAUGUCUGCUGCAAAAGAAACUGUAGGACUUGAAGGCAGUGCUGUAGGACAAUGGUGGAUUGAUACCAUUGGAAAAGCCUUGGAUGAAGGGACAACUUUUGAACGCAUGGGUUCCAGGCAACUGGCUGGCUUGCUUAUUUCUCUUUGGGUAAAGAAAAAUCUUAGAACACAUGUUGGAGAUGUUGAUGCUGGAGCAGUUCCUUGUGGUUUCGGUCGUGCAAUCGGAAAUAAGGGAGGUGUAGGUUUGAGAAUCAGAGUCUAUGAUAGGAUAAUAUGCUUUGUGAACUGUCACUUGGCUGCACACUUGGAAGCAGUAAAUCGUCGUAAUGCCGAUUUUGACCAUAUUUAUCGAAACAUGGUCUUCAACCGGUCAUCUAACCUUCUAAAUAAUGUAGCUGGUAUGGUGCCAUACCUGUUUUUGUCUUGCUCUCUUGCCUUCUCCACAUAUUUAUUUUGGCUGCUUUACUCUUCUGGCUUGCCGUUGGCCCUCUCUGUUGCAGCUGGUGUCUCAACUGCUGUUCAUACACUUCGAGCUACAAAUGUUGCUGCUGUCAAUCCUGAAGAACCAAAACCUGAGUUAUCUGAUGCAGACAUGGUUGUGUUUUUGGGUGAUUUUAAUUACCGGCUCUUCGGCAUAUCAUAUGAUGAAGCACGAGACUUUGUUUCUCAGAGAUGCUUCGACUGGCUUAGAGAAAAGGAUCAGCUUAGGGCUGAGAUGAAAUCUGGUAAAGUUUUCCAAGGCAUGCGUGAGGCACUCAUUCGAUUCCCUCCUACAUACAAGUUUGAAAGACAUCGACCCGGCUUAGCAGGAUAUGAUGCUGGCGAGAAGAAGCGUAUUCCUGCCUGGUGUGACAGAGUAAUAUAUCGUGACACUCGGUCAGCUCCAGUGACUGAAAGUAGUUUAGAAUGCCCUGUAGUAUCAUCUGUUCUAUUGUAUGAGGCUGUCAUGGAAGUGACCGACAGCGAUCACAAACCUGUCAGAUGUAAAUUCAACAUUCAGAUUUGUCAUGCUGAUAGGUCAGUGAGGAGAAGGGAGUUUGGGGACAUUAUCAAAUCUAAUGAGAAAGUGAAAUCUAUUUUUGAAGAGUUAUUAUACAUUCCGGAAACCAUUGUCAGCACCAACAGUAUAGUUCUACAAAACCAGGAGUCGUUUGUUUUAUGCAUAACCAAUAAAUGCGUGAAAGAUGUGGCUACUUUUAGAAUUAUCUCCGAAGGUCAACCCCCUGUCAAGGAUGAAGGCGACGUGCGCGAUUAUCAUCCAAGAGGUGCCUUUGGCUUUCCUCGGUGGCUCGAGGUAUCACCAGCUGCAGGUAUAAUUAAACCCGAGCAAUCUGUCGAGAUAACGGUAAACCAUGAAGAAUCCCGCUCCCAGGAGGAGUCUGUUGAUGGCAUUCCACAAAACUGGUGGUGCGAAGACACACGAGACAAGGAAGUUAUGCUAACUGUCACUAUACAAGGAAGUUGCUCGACACAAUCGUUCAGUCACCAAGUCCGUGUGCGCCAUUGCUUCUCAAACAAGGCAGCAGCUCCCAUGGAGACUAAAUCCAACAGUACUAAAAAACCAUAAAAGGAUUCUUUGAUUCUCUGGCAAUUUUUAUUUUCUCAUUUGGUCCAUAGCUUCCUAUGCUCAAAAAAAGUCUUUGAAAAUCGGGAACGAAAGAACGAUGAUACGAGUUAGGAGGUAGCAUAUUUUCAACAUUUCUUAGGAAAUCAAAGUUGUGAGAAAUCUUAUGCAAUUUUAGUUAAACCAGUAUGCAUUUUUAUGUAAAUAGGCUGGCAAUUGUUUUAGCCAUCUUAGUACACAGGGAAUGUUAUCCACAGCUUAUAUUUCGGUUCUCAGAUUCUUUCCAGUUAAAAGAUACUGUAAUUUGUAGAUCAUUUUCUUCACCAUUGUACAAAGAGAUUCUACAUGCA